CGGGCCGAUUUCCGGCUGCGGCGUGCGGGUGGCCGUGCGGGCUUUGUCAGCAGGCCAGCGGGGCGGGUGGCCAGCGGUCCGCGUGCGGGGCCCGCGCCGUCCUCUCGCCGCUGGGCGCCGGACUGACUGGUGACUAGAAGGUGACUCCGGAGCCUGAAUUUCUGAGCAUGGAAAUCUGCAGAAGACAGUGUCCGAAGCCCUCACAGUGAUGGAGCUCGCUGCCCCUGCGCCUGGCGGGGGCCCUGAACCCAGAUUAGGGGAGCUGUUGGGAAACCUGGACGGGCAGAGCCUGCGGAGUUGCCCCUCCCAGGAGGGAGGUUUCAAGCAGGUGACAGUUACCCACUGGAAGAUCCAAACAGGAGAGUCAGCGCAGGUGGCCAGUAAGUCAGGAGGAAGCCCCGUCCUGAGCUCAAACCUCCUCCUGCUUCAGAGAGAGCUGAUCGAAGGGGAGGCCCACCAGCGCGAGGCUUGCGGAAGCUUCGCAUUCAACUCGGACCUGGUCAGACAUCAGGUUUCUCAGGCUGGGGAGAAAUCUCACAGACGUGAUGAGUGUGGGAGGGGCUUUGGCCAGAGCUCCCACCUCGUGGAGCAUCCACGCGCUCACAGCGGAGACAGACUCUACGUGUGUAACGCGUGUGGCAAAGACUUCCUUCUCUACGCGGACCUUGUGGAGCAUCAGAAAGUGCACGCGGGAGAAAGGCCCUUCAAGUGCGCUCAGUGUGGGAAGGCGUUCUGUCACAGCUCAGACCUGAUCCGCCACCAGCGCGUCCACACCCGGGAGCGACCUUUCGAGUGCAAGGAAUGCGGGAAAGGCUUCAGUCAGAGCUCGCUGCUCAUCCGGCACCAGAGGAUCCACACGGGGGAGAGGCCCUACGAGUGCAACGAGUGCGGCAAGGCCUUCAUCCGGAGCUCCAGCCUCAUCCGGCAUUACCAGGUCCACACGGAGGUAAGGCAGUACGAGUGUGAGGAGUGCGGCAAGGCCUUCCGCCACCGCUCGGACCUCAUCGAGCACCAGAGGAUCCACACCGGGGAGAGGCCCUACGAGUGCAGCGAGUGCGGCAAGGCCUUCAUCCGGAGCUCGAAGCUCAUCCAGCACCAGAGGAUCCACACCGGGGAGAGGCCCUACGUGUGCAACGAGUGCGGGAAGCGUUUCAGCCAGACGUCGAACUUCACUCAGCACCAGAGGAUCCACACUGGAGAGAAACUCUAUGAAUGUAACGAGUGCGGGAAAGCGUUCUUUCUGAGUUCAUACCUUAUUCGACACCAGAAGAUCCACACUGGAGAGAGGGUGUAUGAGUGUAAGGAAUGUGGGAAAGCUUUUCUCCAGAAAGCCCAUCUCACUGAGCAUCAGAAGAUCCACACUGGGGACAGGCCCUUUGCGUGUAAGGACUGUGGGAAAGCCUUCAUUCAGAGCUCCAAGCUCCUCCUGCACCAGGUCAUUCACACUGGAGAGAAGCCCUAUGUAUGUAGUUACUGUGGGAAAGGCUUUAUUCAGAGGUCAAACUUCCUUCAGCACCAGAAAAUUCAUGCUGAAGACAAACUCUACGAAUGUAGUCAGUAUGGAACAGAGUUCACCUCACCUGCAGACUUCAAAGGCAGUCAAGAGAUUCACCAAGAGGGGCUUCCCUUGAGUCAGACCCCCAUACAUUUGGGUGAGAAGUAUGUAGGUCAGGGGGAACACACAGACUUGUAACUAUUCUCCAACUCACUGAGUGAUACUCGAAGUGACUGGUAUGAGCCCUAAGUCAUGCGGCUUUGGAUGUGCCACCAUUUCCCAGAGUCACCGGCAGGGCUGCCUCUGGAGUGGGCUGCCACCUCCCACUUGGCUGCCCAGCCGGCCCGCUGUCUUCCUCCUCCACUGGGAGCACGUGCCCGCAGGAGAGCCACGUGACUGGACAGCUGACUUGGAGCUGGACCAGCUUGGGGGGAGGAGCUCGGCCUCGGGAGAAGGUUCUUCUGUCUCACUGUACAAUUACAAUUCACCCCAGAGUUAAAUCCCUUCUAAAGUAGAAUUACGUAUCUAAUCGUAUCACUUUAAAAGAGUAUUCCUUAGAAUAUUUUGAUCUAUCAGAAAGGCAAGUUGGAGAAACAUCCUUUCUUAUCUAAAACCACAAGUUGGUUCCCUGUCGUCCUUAGGAUAAGUUCCAAUCUCCCCAUCCUGCAUCCAAAGGCCUUUUGCUUCCUGGGGCCUCUUCUCCCGCCGGGUAACUCCCUGCCGCACUGUUGGCACUGCGGCAGCACUAACCGCUGGACGUCCCCACUUGCCCAGGCCGCUCCUGCCUCCUUGCCUCUGUCCUGGUUGGAAUGCCCCCUCUCCUCACCCGGCUGACUCUCGGCUCAGCCCGCUACCCCUCUGCUUCCGUUCCUCGGUGGUCCUUCACCUCUGUUACUGCGCUUACUCUGACAUGCCAAAAUCGUGUUUCAGAUCCUCUCUCUUUCCUUGUUACAGUGUUAAUUCGUGGAGCACAGUGAGCAUAUCUGAUUGAUUUAUGUGUCCCUGGCGUCUAGAGCAAGGCAGUAAAAAGCACACCCCAGUCCUUGUGUACUUGGUUUGUCCUCUCUAUACUGCUGUUUAUUUUUUAUUUAUUUUUUUUUUCUUUUUGCGGUAUGCGGGCCUCUCACUGUUGUGGCCUCUCCCGUUGCGGAGCACAGGCUCCGGACGCGCAGGCCCAGCGGCCAUGGCUCACGGGUCCAGCCGCUCCGCGGCAUAUGGGAUCCUCCCAGACCGGGGCACGAACCCGUAUCCCCUGCAUCGGCAGGCGGACUCUCAACCACUGCGCCACCAGGGAGGCCCUAUACUGCUGUUUAAAAUAUGUUUUUGGAUGCUCUUUUUAUUGCUGUUUUGUGUAAUCUGCUGGUCUGUCGGAAAUACCUCCUCUCGGCCCUGCUGGUGUCUUCGGCUCAUACUGCGUUCAGCACUUGCAGGCAGUAGCCAGAGUAAGAUGGCGCCCCUUGUGUUUUUGCCUUCACAGCUUGUCCAUGACUGUCCACUUGCUCUGGGGGAGGCUUGUCCUCAGUCAGUCGUCUGUGUAUCUUUCUAAUUCAUUCAAAGGGCACACAGUCCUGGUGCGCUACAUGACUUUUCCUGUCUCGGCCAUUCCAUGAUUGAGCCCAACUUCUUCCCCUUUCCCUGCUCUCUGGCUCAUUUUGUCAUUGACUUGAAAAUGUAAUUAUCUAAAAGGACCAAUGCUAAAUACUGGGAAACCGAGAUGAAUGAGACGCCAUCUGUCCUGAAGUCGUCCAGAGUCUGAUAGGGGAGGCAGGAAGGUCACGGUACGCUGAGUUAAACUUUUGAAAGAGAAGUGUGUUCCCAGUUGGGCAGGAGCAUAGGUAAGGCGUGACUAAUUUGGCAUGGGGCAACUGGGACGGCUUCAUAGAGGAGGUGACAGCAAACUGGUCUACAGAGAGAAGUAGACAUUUGUCAGCUAGAGCAGAGGAUGAUCUGGGAGGGAAUCUGGAGAAGCGGGAGGACUGGUGGACCCCUCUCUGGGUAGGGCUGUUCAAAAGCAGGCCAGUUUUAUUGCACAGUAGAACUGUUAGUCGUUCCCUCUGAAUUUCUUUUAUCUGAACAUUAACAAAACAACCAGUUUUGAAAUGCUGUGAUAAUGGAUUGCCCAGGAGGGCAUAUCUUGAGUUCUUAAACUCCAGCAACCCUAGAAGCCUUGAGGGGGUAAAUAAUUCAAAAAGAGCAUAUACAGUACUCCAUCUUUUGGAAAACUCACCAUUACUGGAGAUGUUUCAAAUGGUAUAUAGAAGCAUAUAUUACCAGACCAUUUUAACCAACUUUGGUUGAGGUCCAGUUGCCCUACAGUAAAACACCUAUUUUAAGUGUACAGAAUUUUGACAAAUCCAUACGCCUGUGUAACCAUCAUCAUGAUCAAGAAUAACAUUUCUGUCACCCCAAAAUGUUCCCUUUUGUCCUUUCCCAGUUAAUGCCACCUCAGGCCCAAGUAACCACUUUCUGUUAGUGUGGAUUCAUUAUGCCUGUUCCAGGACUUCAUAUAAAUGGAUUCAUAUGGCAUGUAAUCCUGUGUAAUCCAAACUUCUCUCACUUUGGCAUGUUUUAAAGACUCAGCUGAGUAGUUCUGUGUUUCCAUAGCUCUUUUUCUUUGUGAGUAGUGUUCCACUGUAUGGGUAAGCAUCAUUUCUUAUUCAUUCAUCUGUUGAUGGAAAUUUGGGUUUCCAGCUUUGGCUGUUAUGAAUAAAACUGCU
Messenger RNA from Mesoplodon densirostris (Blainville's beaked whale), 4212 nucleotides. RefSeq names its product zinc finger protein 623 (gene ZNF623). The record is from RefSeq and is a predicted model, not a curated record. Lineage: Eukaryota; Metazoa; Chordata; Mammalia; Artiodactyla; Ziphiidae. Bases 209 to 1693 code for a protein of 494 amino acids. The transcript has 2 exons.